UUCAAAGAUGGCUGUCACUGUACAAACAAAUAAAGUUUAUGGAAAAACGAUCUGAUAAACACGCAGUUGAGGCAUCAGUGGAGGACAAAUCGAGUAAACAGAACCGAAACCCCCAACACUCCACAAUAAAAUCGUUCAAAUGCUGAGGGAAAAACACUCGCUGGGUGAGUUUGGGGCCCUUGAAAUUGACGUUUCAUCCCCUAAGAGUGCAUAAACCGACUGCAUCUCGUUGGAGAGACAUGGCAUACGAGCCCAGAACCUCCAAGUAUCCUCCAGAAAUCCAUCACACUCACCACCACCCACGCUCAGCCGACCCGAAUGCUUACCCGUACGCUCUGCACCCACCGCAGACCGAUGAGAACCGCAACGAAAAUAAUUGUGACAAUAAGGAGACCCACAGACGUAAUUCGCACACUUCAUCUGGAACCCAAACAAUCCAGAAGGUCGACGCCGCCACGAUGACUGAUCCACUGAGGAUCGACUUCAGACUGACGUCUGAAUACCUGGCGAGGUGCUCCAAUAAUAUCGGAGGGCCUUACGGAUCCAAGUAUGAAGAGAGCAGUGAGAGCACUCACAGCUGUCAUCAGGCCAGGACCAAAGUCGAAUAUGAUGUUGAACCUCGACAUAUCAAUGGAAUGCUAAUCUAUCACUGUCCAGAGUGUGCAUACCGUUUCCAAGACCGAGAGAGUCUGCACGAGCACCUGGAGGAGCACCGUCAGCGUCCGCACAUCUGUGACAUAUGCGGUGUGAGUCUGAAACGAAAGGAGCACCUGGAUCGCCACAAGCAGGGGCACAACAAGGACCGGCCCUACCAGUGCUCGAUGUGUUGCAAGGCCUUCAAGAGGAACGAACACCUCGCUCGACACAUGAUCAUCCACUCCGGCAGCAAGAAUCAAAUUUGCACGGAGUGCGGGAAGGCGUUCUACCGCAAAGACCACUUGAAGAAACAUCUCCAGAGUCACAACGGUACCAGGGGAAAACCACUCGGGGACAGCCACCAACAGAGCGUCAACAGUCAAGUGGAGGGACAGCAGAACUCCAGCACCGAUGGCCUUGGGAAUUUCGCCAUGAUGAUGAGGCAGGCGGGACCACCUCCGUUCUCCAUUCUGCGAACCUAAAGACAUGAUCGAGGGAAAAAAACUCAAUCUGAGGAUCGAUUAGAAUGAAAUGACAAGGAAUUUCAUUCCAAAUAAGAAAAUGACUAAAAUGAACCAUUUUCAAUUGGUGAUAAUUCGAGAUCGGCUGAGUGAAAUUCCACGAGUUUUUUUUUUCAUUUUGAAGAUAUUUUCUCCGGCAUCAAAAUGAAUUUUCAUUCAUUGAAAUCGCAUCGUUUGAUCGAGAGAUAUUGAUGGAUUCAGAAGGCGUCUUUGACAAUUAUUGAAAAUUUUUCGAAGGAAUUUAUGAGCAAAUCGUUGUGUUAAUUUCAAUAAUUAAUUCCUCGAUUAGAAUGAAAUGACGAGGAAUUUCAUUCCAAAUGAGAAAAUGACUAAAAUGAACCAUUUUCAAUCGUUGAGAACUCGAGAUCGCCAGAGUGAAAUUCCACGAGUUUUUUUUUUUCAUUGUGAAGAUAUUUUCUCCGGCAUCAAAAUGAAUUUUGAUUCAUUGAAAUCGCGUCGUUCGAUCGGGAGAUAUUGGUGAAUUAAGAACGCGUCUUUCACUGGAAUUGUAGUUUGACAAUUAUUGAAAAUUCUUCGAAGGAACUUAUGAACAAACCGUUGUGUUAACUUCAAUAAUUAAUUCCUCGAUUGAAUUGUCAUUCGCCUUGAACUUUUGUUUUCUAUCGUAUUUACCUGUGACUUUUCAAUUUAAUCUUGUUCUUUCAUCGUUUAUUUUUAUUCAAGAAUUAUCGUUCUGUAUUUAUCCUACAGAAAAGCAUGAAUCAAUCAUGAAGGAGGAUGAUGAGCGAAUAAUAUCAACUCCAGAUUUUAUAAAAGUAAUAACAAUAGUAAGAAUUUUUUUAAUAGAUUAAAACAAAUGAAAUCGACUACUAACGAUGACAUCACGUGCGUAAAUAGAACGUAAGAUAUCUAAUUAUACCGAUGUUGCAGCCUAAUUUAAUGUUAAUUUAAUGUUUCAACUUUUCGAUUUAUUGUUAUUGGUUAAGAAUAUCGAAUCAGUUUUUUUAUUGCUUAUUAUUAUCUGCACGACGAGGGAGAAGUGUUAAUGUACGUUUUUUUUUAUUUAGAUUGA
Messenger RNA from Diachasma alloeum, 2190 nucleotides. Its product is annotated as zinc finger protein 543. The transcript is spliced from 3 exons. The coding region runs from base 240 to 1118 and encodes 292 amino acids. The record is from RefSeq and is a predicted model, not a curated record. Gene Ontology annotation, cellular component: nucleus. Gene Ontology annotation, biological process: regulation of transcription by RNA polymerase II. NCBI's taxonomy places the organism in Eukaryota, Metazoa, Arthropoda, Insecta, Hymenoptera, Braconidae. Gene Ontology annotation, molecular function: RNA polymerase II cis-regulatory region sequence-specific DNA binding; DNA-binding transcription factor activity, RNA polymerase II-specific.